CAGAACCAUGGUAGAUGAAGAAAUUACAGUGGGCUUUGAUGAUGAGGCGUUGACUAUAAAACAGCUACUUGCUGGAGGGAAGAAGCAGCUACAACUGUUAAUAAUUUGUUGGGAUGCCUGGACUCGGUAAGACUACUUUAGCCACAAAACUGUACAAUGAUCCUUACAUCACACACUACUUUCAUACUCGUGCAUGGACCUAUGCUUCUCAAUUACCCAGAAAAACAGAUAUGUUGUUGGACAUUUUACGUUCUGUUAAUGUCGUCUUUACCGAUGAAAUUGAAAACAUGACCAAUGAGAAGCGAGGCGAAAAGUUGUACAAGCAAUUAAAAGGCAAGAGAUAUCUCAUUGUCAUUGAUGAUUUAUGGGAUAUUGGUACCUGGGUCGAUCUUAAAAUGUGUUUCCCCAAUGACAACAAUGGGAGUAGAGUUAUGUUCACAAGUCGCCUCAAAGAGUUGUCUAUGCAUGCCUCACCUGAUUGCCAUCCUCAUUGUUUGUGUUUUCUCACUGAAGAAGAGAGUUGGGAGUUAUUACAAUGGAAGGUGUUUCAAAAUGAAAGUUGCCCUCCAGAACUGAUUGGAAUUGGGAAGCAAAUAAUGAAAAAAUGUGAAGGGCUUCCACUUGCAAUUGUUGUAAUAGCAGGACUUCUUGCAAAGAACAUCAAGACAAAAGAGUCGUGGAAACAAGUUGCCCAAAGUGUAAGAUCAUACAUUGUUAGUGAGCCAAACCAGUACUUGGACACACUAGCACUGUGUUACAAUCACUUGCCUCGUCACUUGAAACCAUGCUUUCUCUAUUUAGGAGCAUUUCCAGAAGAUCAAGAAAUCACGGUGCAGAGAUUAAUUUGGUUAUGGAUAGCUGAGGGGUUUAUACAAAAAAUUGAGCAGAAAAGUUUGGAGGAAGUAGCGGAGGGUUACUUAAUGGAUCUAAUUCAAAGAAGUCUGGUAAUUGUUGCUCAAAAAAGAUUUGAUGGUCGAAUUAAAGCAUGUCGUAUGCAUGAUUUGUUGCGUGAUUUAUGCUUGACGAAAGCCAGGGAAAUUAAUUUCCUACAGUGGAUUCACAAUUAUGAAGACGCUUCUCCUUCUUCUUCAAGUACUUACGAAACGAAUAACCAAUGCUGCCUGUGCAUCCGUCCUUGCUUCUUACUAAAAUUUGAUCAUGCUCUCUUAGAACCUUAUUCCCCAGCAGUUGUUCAAUCAUUUUUGUGCUUCAGAAAUAAGUUAGAGAUAAAAAUUAGUUAUAACAACAAUUCAUGUGGUGAUGUGUGCCCGUUUAUUUGUUGGACCUUCAAACUUCUUAGAGUGUUGGACAUAUGGUACAUCAAUGCCUUCUUUUCAAGAGAAUUAACACAACUUGUUAAUUUGAGGUAUUUUGCAAUUCAUUUGGAAAGUUCUUAUGAUUUACCGCCAUCAAUAUCCAAUCUCUCUAACCUAGAAACACUUAUUAUUAUUUCUAAAACACGGAUAGAGGUUAUUCUGCCAUGUAAUGUUUGGAAGAUUCCAAAGUUGAGGCAUCUUUAUGCUAAAGGAGGAGCAAAAGUUGAUGUGUCUUUAUGUUCUAAAGAAGCAGCAGUGGAUCACAGCUAUCCCCAUGUAUUAAAAGACCUACGAACCAUCACAAACUUAGAUCCAUGUGGAUUUGUUCAGGAUUUUUUGGCAAGAACUCCUUAUCUUACAAAGCUAGGAAUUUGUGGACGUCUUUUUUCAUAUUUGGGGAAUUUGAUGUUUCCUAAUCUAGAAUUUUUAGGACACCUUGACACUUUGAAGCUAUACUGUAAGUUCUUGUACUCAACCAAUCUCCGAGAGGUCAAGUUUCCUACAAAUGUCGAAAGGCUAACCUUGAAAUGUACAAGUAUAAAGUGGGAGGAGAUAUCAGUCCUUGGGAUGUUGUUACCCAACCUUGAGCUUCUCAAAUUACAAAAUGAUGCUGGCUGGGGAUGCCAAUGGACAACAAUUGAUGGUGGUUUUCCUCGACUCAAAUUCUUGAAACUGAAGAAUCUCAAUGUUAAGCGAUGGAUCACCUGCUCAAGUCACUUUCCAAGCCUUCGACACUUAUCAUUGGAACGUUGUCAAUAUCUCGAGGAAAUACCAUCUAGUUUGGGGGAUAUACUCACUCUGCAGAUGAUUGAGGUAAACGAUUGUCGCUUCACUGUUGUGGAAUCUGUCAGGAAAAUUAAGGAAGAGCAAGAGAGCAUUGGAAAUACGGCAGUGCUACGUAGCUCGAAAUUCUUUGGCUCGAAUUUGGUGUCGUUUUGGAUGAAGAUUGUCUUGCAAUGGCUUCCCUCCCUUGUUCUGAAUGAAACAGAAAUGGUGUUCUCAAAGGUGCUAUCAGAAAAAAUGUUAGAGAUUGCGUGUUUGAUUGUACUAGAACUUGUUAGUUAA
Molecule: messenger RNA, 2381 nt
Organism: Camellia sinensis
Lineage: Eukaryota; Viridiplantae; Streptophyta; Magnoliopsida; Ericales; Theaceae
Source: RefSeq, a predicted model, not a curated record